AUGAAGUUCCUCGCUAUUGGUGCACUUCUACUCAGCACCGUUGGUGCUAUGGCUACCGAGCACAUCAUCAAGGGUGCCAGUAUCAUUCCUGCUAAGGACAAGGGGGCAUUGAAGAAGAUCGGUGCCCAUGGUCAGAAGUACGCGGAUCGUCGAACUGUCACAAUCCGUUCGUCGAAGAGUGAUACCGAUGAUAUCGCUGAUGAUUUCCUCUGGGGCAUGAAGGCUGCGAACCACGGUGGCAGACUUGUGUUGCAGAAGGGCAAGAAGUAUGUCAUUGGCAAGAAGCUGGAUCUUAGCUUUUUGGAUAACAUUGAGGUGCAACUCGAGGGUGAACUGAAGUUCACCGAUGACAUCGAGUACUGGCAAAAGAACAACUUCUACUAUGCCUUCCAGAAGUCGAUUACCUUCUGGGUUUGGGGUGGACAAGACAUCAAGAUCUUCGGCAAGGGAACUUUGAACGGCAACGGUCAGGCUUGGUACAACGGCUUUGCCGGUCUAGAAAUUCUUGACUCGACCAACACCUACUACCGCCCAAUCCUGUUCCUGACUGAUAACGCCACCCGAGUCAGCGUGGAGGGUAUCACUCAACUCAACUCUCCUUGCUGGACAAACUUCUUCGUUCGCACUAACGAUGUUUCUUUCGAUGAUGUCUUCAUCAACGCCUACUCGACCAAUGCAUCUGCUCUACCAAAGAACACCGAUGGCUUCGACUCCUUGAAUGUGGACGGCCUCAGCGUGACCAACACCCGCGUUGACAUUGGCGACGACUGCUUCUCGCCCAAGCCCAACACCACCAACAUCUUCGUGCAGAACUUGUGGUGCAACAACACCCACGGUGUCAGCAUGGGAAGUAUCGGACAAUACCCUGGUGUCGAGGAUAUCAUCGAGAACGCUUGGAUCGAGAAUGUCACCCUCCUGAACGGUCAGAACGGAGCCCGCAUCAAGGCCUGGGCCGGUCCCGACGUCGGCUUCGGUCGUGUCAACAACGUCACCUACAAGAACAUCCACGUCGAGAACACUGAUGCUCCCAUCGUUCUUGACCAAUGCUACUUCAACAUCAACGCCACCACCUGUGCCGAGUACCCAUCUGCAGUUAACUUCACGAACAUCAAGUUCGAGAACGUCUACGGUACCUCAUCUGGCAAGAAUGGAAAGGUUGUCGCUGAUCUGACCUGCUCCCCUGACGCGGUCUGCUCCGGAAUCACUCUUGCCGACAUUGAUAUCGCUAGCCCCUCCGGCUCUCCCUCCGUUGUUACCUGUGAUGGGAUCGAUGGCGAUGUCGGAGUCGAGUGCCAGUCGAGCUCAGCUUAG
This is a messenger RNA of Penicillium olsonii, 1311 nucleotides long. NCBI's taxonomy places the organism in Eukaryota, Fungi, Ascomycota, Eurotiomycetes, Eurotiales, Aspergillaceae. The record is from the annotation of a GenBank genome assembly.